GGUCCCGGAGAGUUGAUUCCUUCUCAUAUCAGAAGGUUGUUUAGGAGUAGAUGUGACCCUCCUCCUUUUCAGCAUCAGCAAAAAGAAAAUCUUCCUCCACUCAACUUCUUCAACCUCACAUCUCAGGACGAGGGAUUCACUUUUUAAAUAAGAAGCCAACAAUGUCCCACCAAGACUCCUCGGCUCCCACCGGUAGCCUGGCCAGCCAGGGCACCACUAACGCCGGUUACAGCUCCAGCACGGUGCCGAUGAUCGCCCAAAGAGAUUCCAGGGAUAGUUGGAGCAAAAAGAUGGAUUUUCUCUUAUCUGUAAUUGGUUUUGCUGUGGAUCUAGGCAAUGUCUGGAGGUUCCCUUAUAUCUGUUACCAAAACGGAGGCGGUGCUUUCCUCAUCCCCUACACCCUGAUGGCUGUCUUCGGAGGGGUCCCCCUCUUCUACAUGGAGCUCGCAUUGGGGCAGUUUCACAGGACUGGAGCCAUCUCCAUUUGGAAACACAUCUGCCCCAUUUUUAAAGGGAUCGGAUUUGCUAUCUGCAUCAUCUCUUUGUACGUGUCCUUCUAUUACAACACCAUCAUCGCCUGGGCACUCUAUUACUUCUACUCAUCCUUCACCAGCACGCUGCCCUGGACCAGCUGCGACAACGUCUGGAACACGCCCAACUGCACCAACUACUUCGGCACCAACAACGUGUCCUGGGAUAACUACUCCCAUUCCCCUGCCGAGGAGUUUUAUACGAGGAAUGUGCUGGAGAUCCACAAGUCAUCGGGGCUGCGCGGAGUGGGGGGCCUGCGCUGGCAGCUCGUGCUCUGCCUCUUCCUCAUCUUCACCAUCGUCUACUUCAGCCUGUGGAAGGGAGUCAAGACGUCAGGGAAGGUGGUGUGGGUGACAGCGACCCUGCCCUAUGUGGUGCUCUUCAUCCUGCUGAUUCGUGGAGCCACCCUGCCUGGCGCUUGGAGGGGCGUCGUCUUCUACCUCAAACCCAAAUGGGAGAAGCUGCUCGAGACCAAGGUGUGGGUGGAUGCAGCAGCCCAGAUUUUCUUCUCUUUGGGACCUGGGUUCGGAGUGCUCCUUGCCUUGGCGAGCUAUAACCCCUUCACUAACAACUGCUACCGAGAUGCCAUCGUGACCAGUCUGGUAAACUGCAUGACUAGUUUCCUCUCAGGCUUUGUGAUCUUCACGGUGUUGGGGUACAUGGCAGAAAUGAGGAAUGUGGAAGUAGAGGACGUGGCAAAAGACAAAGGUCCCAGCCUCCUGUUCAUCACCUACCCUGAGGCCAUUGCUAACAUGGUGGGCUCCACGUUUUUUGCCAUCAUAUUCUUCAUGAUGGUGAUCGCUCUCGGACUAGACAGUACGUUUGGCGGUCUGGAGGCUAUCAUCACGGCUGUGAUGGAUGAGUAUCCUCAGUACCUGUUCAAGCGGAGGGAGUUGUUCGUGCUGGGGCUGGUGAUCGUGUGUUUCAUGGGCUCGCUCAGCACCCUUACCCAUGGGGGUGCCUAUGUAGUUCAGCUGCUUGAGACGUUUGGAGCGGGCUGUUCAAUCAUUGCAGUGGUUUUCUUAGAAGCCAUCGCUGUGUCGUGGUUCUACGGUAUCCAGCGGUUCAGUAAUGAUGUCAAAGCCAUGCUGGGCUUUGCUCCAGGAAUCUUCUGGAAAGUGUGUUGGGUUGCUAUCAGCCCUGCCUUCUUAGCAUAUAUAAUAGUGAGCUCCCUGUUGGAUCGGCACCCCCUCAUACUGUUUGACUACAAGUAUCCUGACUGGAGCAUCACAGUGGGGUUCAUCGUUGGGGCUUCUUCCUUCAUCUGGAUCCCAGUUUACAUGGUCUACAAGCUGGUGUGGACCCCCGGCUCACUCAAGCAGCGUUUGGCGGUGUGUAUGCGUCCAGAGAGGACAAUGCGAGAGCCGCACACUGAUUCACUCAGCAUGACUCCCGUCCCCUAAGCCAGCCAGGAGCCCAGAACCGAAGGGUGGAUGCCUACACCCGUGCGGGAAGCUGCAGCUCCAGCGAUUAAGCAAAGAGAACCAUUUUUUUUUUAAAAAAGACACUUUACAAAGAAACUCCAGCCGAGUCCAUCGUUUUACCAACAGAAGUGCGAUGACGGUGACUGCAGCCUUCUCGAGAGCUCGGCCUCAGAGACCUUGAGGAGCUGAAUGAAGACAGAGAGUCUGACCAAGAAACAAAACCCCCUCUACAAACAGAAACAAAACAAAGAUAGGCCAUUCGCACUGGCUUCUGCUGUGCCAAAGUCCUGAACUGAAGUGUUUAAGUGUAUAUAUAUAUAAAAUUGUGCCAGUGUUUAUACUUAGGAAUGCUGUGUCUAGAUUACGGUAGUAUCCACUAUCAUGCAUUGUUUAUCUUUCAAGCUUGUGAAAAUCUGCUGCCAAACAUUCCCUGCAAUGCUGAUAACUGGGGCCGGAAUUUUUGGCCAAAUAUGUAUAUAAUAUUUUACAAUAUAACGUAUUGAAAUACAGUUAUCACUGCCAUCUUUUAAACAGAUAAGAAGAUGAUGGAAAUUCAGAAAUCCUUUGCAAGAGAUUUAGCUAAAACACUUGCAAACAUAGCUGUAGCCUGCUCACAGCCCUCUGCUAUCUUCCUCAAACAAUCCAUGGGGGAGGGGAAAUCAGUUAUAUUGUCAUUGUCAUUACAUGUAAUUGCAUUAUGUUCAAGGGAAGUCAGCAGUAUACUAUAUAUAUCUUUCAUUCUUUAUAAAUAAGGCACGCUUCUUUUGCCCACUUGUCCAUUAUGGAGAGAGUAUAUAUGCCUCAAAUAUUAUACAGUGUGAUAUUUAUUUGAUAUGUGUUGCAAACUUAUGCAUAGAUUGUUACACGGUCCCCUUUCAUAUGAGGAGAAAUAUAUUCCAUAUACUGUAAGCGUUCUACGUGUAAGCGACAUGAUUUGGUUUAAUCUGUUACUCUGUAAACUCUCCCUGUUUAAGACCAUGAUGAGUCAGAGCCCAGUCCUGUGUCCGUGGCUGCCGUUCGUAAAACGCAACGUUGUUAAAGUAAAAGCCUUACAAUGCAUGUUGUUUUACACUCGUGAAAAAGUGAAGACCGUCUUACUUAUGAAGUUUACACCAUCCUCAUACCUUAAAAUUAAUAGCUCAGAAAUACCAUUAGAAUACAUUAGAUUGCCCUAAACAAAACUUAGCAGCACCACUGGCGUACACAGCAUUAGUAGCAAUGGCACUAUCAACCUAAUAAUGACAGCCCAUAGCAAUCCAGUAUAUGUCUGCACACUGGCACUGAUGUAGCACCAGUAAUGUCAUGGAUUAGAAGGGUGUCUUGGUUCACUCCACUGCAAUAAUAAUUGUAUGACUCCAAGCUACCAUAUUUCCUUCAUCUAGAAUAACUGCAUUCCUAUUGAUAAUUAUUUGGUAUUUAAAUGCGUCUGUCAGUAACAUUCCUGUAGUUUCAUCCGUGCUUUAUGAAAAUGGUUGUUAAGGUCGGACCAUAACUUCUCUGAACGUUAUAAAUGGCAGGAGCCUGUAAACUGCUGCUGUGAUCCUUAAAACACACUUGUGAAACAGUGUGAGGCAUUUCAGUAUUUGCUAUACCUAGUUAAACAUAGCUAUCUCAUUUAGUAUGUUACCAAGUGUAUCCAAUGUGAAGUCAGUGUCUAAAUCAAGCGAACAAAGAAAAGUGGUUUGCAAUCUACAUAUUUAAAGUUUGCUGUAAAAAAAAUUAUAAUGGGUGUGACGGCUGAUGUAUUUUUUAAUAAUCUAUGACUGUUAACAAAAAAAGGAAAAAAAAACAUGUUGCCCAACAUGCAAAGCAUUUAGAUUACCUCAAGAAUUGAACUUAAAAUAACUUCAUAGAGAAAGACAAAUAGCUGCUACUGUACUACUGUAAUCUUGUUGGGUUUGAUAUGGGGUUGGGGUUAAAAAAAAAAAGGACUUGCUAUCUUAAAAAAAAAUAAUUCACUAACUGAUCAAUUUCACAACUCCCAGCUCAUUGUGAAGUUGAAGGUUUGCUAGCUGUGGUCAUGGCAUGCCCCCCAAGAUUAUUAUUAGAAAUGUACAAACCACAUAUGAAAAGUUCAACUCUACAUUCAUUGGGGGAAUAGUGAAAAGGACACAAAAGAAUAGGCAAAGGCACAAAGUAACUGAGCAGGUUUAACAGGGAGUGAUAUGGGUUAUUUUGUGAUUGUAUGUCUCAAUAGAAAAAUACAUUGCUGUUCCAACAGUCAAAAGUAAUAAAUAAGAAACCUAUGUGUAAAAACAAGUCUCCUACUUGUACUGCAUUGUACCAUUCUUUGACAAAGGGCUGGUGCUCAUUGUGAGUAGUUGAUCUGUGUGUAAUAGAAAUGUGAAUGUUAUUAUUGAUUGAUUUAUUGUGUUUAUAUUUGGCCAGUGUAAUCCUGCAAGUUUAAAAAUGUAGACUUGGUAUUUAUCUUACUAUCAAAGCAUGGCAUCAAGGCAUUAAAGAUUCAUAAUGCCUGCCUCGUGUUAUCAACAACACGUCUGUAUCAUCAGAAAAAAAAAACUGCGCUGGUUCCAUGAAAUCCAGAAGAAUAAAAUAAUAAUCUAGAUGAAAAAAAAAUGGCUUGAAAAAUAAGAAGUAAAAAUCCACAGGCUGUGGCCAUGUAUUAAUUAAAGACAUUCUGUGCAGGAGGACACGUUAUUUGAUUAAGGUGUACAAUCAGAUUAUGUUCUUGGUAUAAGAAGUAUCUCAAAUGGAACAUUACUAAGAGUUCCGACUCAUGCCUUUAACCCAUUAAGUACCAAACACAUUUUUCUUUGAAAAAAUCAGAACACAAGCUGUAUUUAUCUAAUCUGAUACAUUAAAUUUGUUGUGGUUGACACAAUUAGAGUUAGUUAUCAAUAUACUUUUGGGGUAUGAAGUUCAAUUUAGCUUUUUUAUUUCAAUUCCUUGUUGGAUUUAGAAAUAUCUUAAAUUCAAUGGGAAAUGUUUCGCUUAGAAGUCGUUUUCAACACUGAGCCAAACUGAGUUUAAGAUUAGGAUUUCUUGUUAGUUUGGCUAGUAUAAGGCUUCAUUGACAAACACCAAUAAAACCCUGGAUGCUCCCGACGAUUCAAACCCUCUCUUGAUGCAGACAGCAUUUGUGGUUGUAUCGCUUGUCUUUUCAAAUGAUAGCUUUAUAUGUUCUUUAUUUUGUGUCAAAGACACCCAUCUCUGUGAAAUGUGGGUCAGUCGGCUGAAGAAGAGCAUUUAUUAAUUACUGUGUUGAUUUGCAUGCGCCUGCACCCUCCUGUAGCAUUCUGCAGCUCGCAACACAAAGGCCUGUAUGCUUCAAACCUGAACUGUUUUAAUGACAUGUUUUAUUAAAGAGCUGCCCACAAUUACUGGCUGAUG
Acipenser ruthenus (sterlet) is the source of this 5306-nucleotide messenger RNA. Its product is annotated as sodium-dependent serotonin transporter-like. Gene Ontology annotation, molecular function: serotonin binding; serotonin:sodium:chloride symporter activity. The record is from RefSeq and is a predicted model, not a curated record. Gene Ontology annotation, cellular component: membrane; neuron projection. The transcript is spliced from 13 exons. Gene Ontology annotation, biological process: serotonin uptake; sodium ion transmembrane transport. The coding region runs from base 162 to 1934 and encodes 590 amino acids. NCBI's taxonomy places the organism in Eukaryota, Metazoa, Chordata, Actinopteri, Acipenseriformes, Acipenseridae.